Molecule: messenger RNA, 1530 nt
Organism: Dovyalis caffra
Lineage: Eukaryota; Viridiplantae; Streptophyta; Magnoliopsida; Malpighiales; Salicaceae
Source: the annotation of a GenBank genome assembly
AUGGCUUCACUGCUUUUAGCUUUCAACACCCCAAAAGGCACUCUACCACCUCUCUCUAAAUGUCUCUUACCAAGAUACAACCUCAACAAACCUAAACCUCUCUUCCUUCUAAACGAACCCUUUUCACCAAAUUCUAAAACUAUCAAGAUCAAAGGCUCAUCUGUAUCAAGUACUUUAUCUCCACAGCUAGACGGAACCCUAGUUAAUCAAGAAGACGAGAGGCUUCUUAGUGAAAUUUGGAGGGAAAUUCAAGGUUGCAAUGACUGGGAAGGAUUACUGGACCCAAUGAAUUCACAUCUCCGAAAAGAAAUUAUUCGUUAUGGAGAAUUUGCACAAGCAUCCUACGAUUCUUUCGAUUUUGAUCCUCACUCUAAGUAUUGUGGCACAUGCAAAUACCAAGGAGCUCAUUUCUUUGAAAGGUUGGAUAUGCAAGGCCAUAGUAAUUAUCAAAUAACCAGGUACCUGUAUGCAACCUCAAAUAUUAACCUGCCAAAUUUCUUUCAAAAAUCUAAGCUAAGCAGUGUUUGGAGCACGCAUGCAAAUUGGAUGGGGUACGUUGCUGUCACCACAAAUGAAGAAGAGAUCAAACGGCUAGGGAGGCGCGAGAUAGUCAUUGUAUGGAGAGGCACGGUCACAUAUCUAGAAUGGAUUUAUGACCUGAAAGAUAUCCUUUGCACUGCCAAUUUCAUAAAUGAUCCAUCAAUCAAGAUUGAGUUGGGUUUUUAUGAUUUGUAUACCAAGAAAGAGAAUUCUUGCAAGUUCUGCACAUUCUCAGCUCGCGAACAAGUUUUGGCUGAGGUUAAGCGGCUUCUUGAUUACUAUAGAGAUGAAGAACUCAGUAUCACAAUCACGGGGCAUAGCCUCGGGGCUGCUUUGGCUACAUUAAGUGCUUAUGAUAUUGCAGAGAUGAGACUUAAUUACAUGGAUGAUGCAGAGUACAGCACUAAAAUUCCUCUCACGGUCUAUUCUUUUUCGGGUCCUCGUGUAGGAAAUCUUAAGUUCAAGGAACGGUGCGAUGAGCUUGGAGUUAAGGUGCUAAGGGUGAUUAACGUGCAUGAUAAGGUGCCAACUGUGCCUGGGAUUAUUGCUAAUGAGAAGUCACAAUUCCAGAAAUACAUAGAAGACGCUAUGUCAUUUCCAUGGAGCUAUGCACACGUUGGGGUGGAACUUGCGUUGGAUCACACCCAUAGCCCAUUUCUAAAGCCUAUUAAAGAUUUUGGUUGUGCACAUAAUCUUGAAACCCUUUUACACUUGGUGGAUGGCUACCAUGGCAAAGGGCAGCGAUUUUGUUUGGCGACAAAGAGGGAUAUCGCCCUUGUUAACAAGAGUUGUGACUUCUUGAAAAGCGAGUAUGGGGUGCCCCCGUAUUGGCGGCAAGAUGAGAACAAAGGGAUGGUGAGAAAUAGUGAUGGCCGGUGGGUUCUGCCAGAGAGACCUAGAGUACUGGACGCUCAUCCAGCAGAUACGGCACACCACCUUGAAAAAGUGCUCAAGAAUAUUGCUAGUUCUUCUCAAAUGGAAGCACUGUAA